Neodiprion fabricii is the source of this 946-nucleotide messenger RNA. RefSeq lists its product as uncharacterized. The coding region runs from base 377 to 898 and encodes 173 amino acids. The record is from RefSeq and is a predicted model, not a curated record. The transcript has 2 exons. Lineage: Eukaryota; Metazoa; Arthropoda; Insecta; Hymenoptera; Diprionidae.
UAGAGAAAGGUUAUAUAUUAUUUGAGUUUUCUUAGCUGGAGUAUUUCUGACCAAGUCAUUGACUGCUAAACCGUGAUAAAUCAUAUUUUUACCGAUGUCAUUAAAUCACCGUCUAUACGCGGAGCGAGCGAGCGCAGAAAAAAUCUCGCAGCGAACGUCAGAGCAAUUACUUAACUGACGGGACUAUGUUUCCUCAAUUUUUUAUUUUUCUAAUCUUGGAAGUCUAUUAUCAGAUGUAAAUCGCAUUGAUUUAUCAAUCGGGAUACUCGGUAGGGUUUAAAUGUGAAAAGUUUAAAAUUCCGGGUGUAAAUUUCGCGUUAAGAAAACGUAUAUGGAGCCGUGAAAAGAAAUUCCAACUUGUCGUUAUCUGACAAUUAUGAUAUCGCGGUUGACGGCAUCCUGGAUUUUUUAUCGCUUUUGGGAGGUCCUGGAGUUACCGAGGUGCGCGAUAUACGAGAUCGUCGUGAAACUCGUUCAGUUUCUCUUCGCGAUUUCCAACCUGAUUUACCAAAUGCUCAUGUUUCUUCGGGAUCUUUGCGACGAAACUAUGCAGACGUUCGCGAACUUCUUUCAAGGCAUAGUAAACGUCGUGAGUGGCAUAUCCUGCGAAGACGUCGAAGACUUCGCUUCCGCCUGCAUAGUCGUGCUUCUAUGGAUCGGAGUCAUCAAAAUAGUGCUGAACAUGUUGGGAAAGAACCCUGGACCUAUUCAAUCCGAUGACAUGAGUGACAAAUCGAACUCGUUUUACGACGAAGAGCUCGACGCAGAUAAACGCUUCGACUUGGAUGGAUGUCCCCGGAAGUUGCGGAAACGGAAAAAGACGCUCAGACGGCACAACAGGGGACGUAUAACGCAGAGUACCUCCAGUCCACAAAUAGACGAAGAGCCAAGUGAUUAGGACCGUCUUUGAGUGAUUAGUUUCUAGCCUGUGACGUCAAGACGUGUA